Molecule: messenger RNA, 8185 nt
Organism: Podarcis raffonei (Aeolian wall lizard)
Lineage: Eukaryota; Metazoa; Chordata; Lepidosauria; Squamata; Lacertidae
Gene: IRS4
Product: insulin receptor substrate 4
Exons: 3
Coding region: 412-4047 (1211 amino acids)
Biological process (GO): insulin receptor signaling pathway
Cellular component (GO): cytosol; plasma membrane
Molecular function (GO): phosphatidylinositol 3-kinase binding; insulin receptor binding
Source: RefSeq, a predicted model, not a curated record
UCAAUUUCUUUUUUUUUUUAAGCGGCUCCUCUCCCUCCCUCCCGAAGGAGGCGGGGUCACGUGAUGUUUUCGCCGUGGUGCCGCCGCGGCUGCUUGCCUGUGUGGAGAGCUAGCGAGUGAGGCAGCGGGGCGAGUGGACGGGGAGCCCUGCGCGCUCCGAACGGCUGGCAGUGAGUGAGCGGGUGGGCGCACGCCCCGCCGGUGGGCCGGCUUCGCGCCUCCCCCUGCGGGGAACGGCCGGCGUGGACACAGACUGGGGCCACCCAUGUCCAGCCGGGCCCGGGAGACCCUUCGCCUCUGAGGAGGGCGGCUCUUCCACCCCCCUCGCGCUCCCGCCCUCCCCCCCCCCCCCGCUGCACAAGCGCGGCGCCGCCUGGCUCGGCUGUCCGGACCCUGCCCUGGCCCCUUAAAAUGGCGAGCGGGAUGCUCGGCGGAGAAGGCGGCUGCACCGUGCUGGAGGCGAGAGACCGGGCUGCGGGCAUUGCCGCUGGAGCACCAGGCGGCGGAGGCGGCUACAGCCACAACCAGCGGGCCAGCGCGUCCAGGCUUGCCGCUACUGCUGCUACUACUGCUGCUGCUGCUACCGAAGAGGACCCCGAGCUGAUGGAAGGCGCCCCUUGCCCGCCGCCCGCGCAGCCCCCGCACCAUCUGAUGCUGCUUCUGAGGAGAUCCCCCAGCAGCUCCCUCUGCCUCGUCCAGGAGGAGGACGCCUCGGCUACCGGGGGCAACGCCGGCGCGGGGCGAGGGGGCGCCGUGGCUUCAUCGCGAGCCGGCCCCUCGGCGCCCUCAAGCCGGGCAGCUGCCCCACCGGCGGCGUCCGCUGUCGCCUUCGGGGACGACGUGAGGAAAUGCGGCUACCUAAGGAAGCAGAAGCAUGGCCACAAGAGGUACUUCGUGCUGCGGGUGGAGAGCCACCUGGCCCCGGCCAGGCUAGAGUACUACGACAGCGAGAAGAAGUUCAAGAGCAGCAUGAGGGCGGCGGCGGCAGCGGCGGCGGCUGGUGGGAGCGCAGCCCUCUGCUGCCCACCCCCAAAGCGGGUGAUUCCUCUGUACCAGUGCUUCACGGUUAGCCGGAGGGCAGAUGCCAAGCACAAGCACAUCAUCGCCCUGUACACCAAGGAUGAGUACUUUGCAAUGGUUGCCGAAAACGAGACUGAGCAGGAGAGCUGGUACCAGGCAAUCAGUGAGCUCAUGAGCCAAAGCAAGAGGGGCUUCUUGGAGCAGGAAGACCAGGCUGAUCCGCAGCUGGAUGACGACGACGAGCAUUACGGGACUGCUCUUCGGCCAGGGACCGUCUUCAAAGAAGUUUGGCAAGUAAAUGUGAAACCCAAGGGACUGGGGCAGACAAAAAAUUUGACUGGGGUGUACAGGUUGUGUCUUUCCACCAAGGCCAUCCACCUUGUUAAGCUGAAUAGUGAGGUGCCCUCUGUCCACUUACAGCUAAUGAACAUUCGGCGGUGUGGGCAUUCAGAAAAUUUCUUUUUCAUUGAGGUGGGCAGAUCUGCCUCCAUUGGGCCAGGUGAGCUUUGGAUGCAAGUGGAUGAUUCAGUGGUGGCCCAGAAUAUGCAUGAAACCUUCCUAGAAACCAUGAAAGCUUUGAAAGCCUUCUCUGAGUUUAGACCUCGCAGUAAGAGCCAGUCUUCCGGUGGUGGUAGCAGCACCAACCCCAUUUCCUUCAUCAGUACUAGGAGGCACCUGGGUAACCUGCCACCUAGCCAAACUGGCUUGCAAAGAAGAUCCAGAACUGAAAGUGUUACUGGGGGGACCCCUCCAACCACCAAGAGUAGUAGCUCUUACCGUUUCAGAACUUCCAGUGAAGGGGAGGGGACAAUGACCAGACCAUUUAGGUCAGUUACUGGAAGUUUGAUUCAUCUGAAUACUGCAAGGAUGAAUUUGGGGCGUCAAGAAGGAAGUGGACGAUAUGUUAGAGCAGCAUUUAGUGCAUCUUAUCACACCAGGUCUGCAUCUCUGCCAGUGUCUCAUUUCCCUUCCACUACUAGCCCCAUCAGUGUUUCUUCAAGUAGUGGCCAUGGAUCAGCUUCUGAUACCUUCAUCAGGCCUUCCAGUUCAUCUGUCUGUGGGUCCCCAAGUGAUGGAGGUUUCAUUUCUUCCGAUGAAUAUGGUUCCAGCCCUGGCGACUUCAGGUACUUCCGUGUGAGGAGUAAUACCCCAGAUUCCUUGGGCAAUACGCCUCCAAUCAGAGAAGAAAAUUGUUUAAAUGAAUAUAUGUCUAUGAGCAAGCAGCAAAUGGAUAAUAAUAGUUCAAGAGAUGAUUACCGGGAGGCUGAAAAAUGCUUCAGAAAAAGAACUUACUCUCUAACUAAGCCUGCUUCUAUACCAGCACAGCAGAAAACAACCCAAACAGCAACUUCAUUAGAUGAAGUUUCUUCAGGAAGCCAUGGACGCCUGCCUUUUUCUGAAUCGCCAAAAUUCAAAAAUAACCCUGAACCAGUGUAUGGGGAAUCUGCCCUUGAUUCUGUAUGCAAUCAAAGCAGGAAUAAAGCCAGAGAUGAUGGAUACAUGCCAAUGAUGCCAGGAGUUGCAUCUUCUUUUGCAAGCAACAGUGAUUAUCUGCCAAUGACUCCUAAAAGUGUGUCUGUUCCAAAGCAGAUAAACAGUUCCUGGCCAUCAACACAGGCUGAUUCCAAAGGAUAUAUGAUGAUGUUUCCUAGGGCUAUCUCUUCACCUGUACGUAGUCCUUUAACUGGCUUUAAUAAAAGUGGCAAUGAGAAGUUGGCGAACAAUGAGUAUAUGGAUAUGUCACCUGGAAACUCAGCUGCUCCAAAGCAACCUAGUGAUUCAAAUUAUAUGCAUACUAACACCAGUUCCAAAAACUUUAGCUCAUAUUUCUCUCUCCCACGAAGCUUUAAGACUCAGUCAGGAGAAAAUGGUGAGCAUGAUGAAUACGUUCCAAUGUCAUCACCAGGAAAAUUAUUGUAUAGUGGAGCUGAAAAUGACAACAAUAUCAGUAAUGAUGUUCUGGCUAAUGGCCAUUCCAAAUCAUCUAUGCUGAAAGCUUCAGAUGAAGGACUUGAACAGAACAAAAUUACCAGGCCUACAAGACUUCCAUUAGGCACUAGAGGUAGUAACACUAUACCAAGAAUGUAUGAUCGUACAAUUCCACUUGAGCCAUCUAGUCCUGGUGAAUAUAUAAAUAUCGACUUCGGUGAAAAGGCAAGUAAUACACCUUAUUCUUUAUCUGCAGAAGGAUCGCCAUCAUCUCUUGGCUCCAGUAGUGACCAUAGGCAGUCACCACUUUCUGACUACAUGAGUGUUGAUCUUGAUGUUCAGUCACCAAAGGUUGCUAAAGAACUAUCUAACUCCUUGACAGAUAUUUCAAUUUAUGCAAGUUCUAGUAUUCCCAGAAAUCCACCUGAUCCAGAUUAUGCUAGGCUCUCAUUUGGUACUGCUUGUGUUAGCAAAGGAAAUGGUAGGAUUGAUGACUAUACAGAAAUGACCUUCAACAUGGCAGCAAUGCCACCUGGACCAUUUACCACCGAAAGCAAAAAUGGCUUAAAGAUUGAUAGUCCUCCUUCCAUUGUUAAUAGACUGUGCAUUGUUGACCAAUAUGCUGGUAGCAGUGAGUUCUCUGUUCCUAGUCCUGAUCCGCCAGUAGUACCUAAAGUUAUUCGUGCUGAUCCACAGGGAAGGAGAAGGCAUAGCUCUGAAACAUUUUCUUCCACUGGCACUGUUACCACUUCCUCUUCUUUCUUUACUGAUAGUAGCAAAAGGCACAGCUCUGCCUCUUUUGACAAUGUGUGGUUGAAACCUGAAGAACACAUUUCAGAUGGCCAUGAAAGCAAGAUGUCCAGAGAUACUUCAACGGGAUUUCAGAAUGGCUUGAACUAUAUAGCUCUAAAUUUACAAGAUAAUUCUCUAAACUGUGAGGAGAGCCCUAGUUCACCAAACUGCCACCUCCCAAAUGGUACUUUGAAUCUGGAAAGUGGAGUGUAUGUGAGCAUAGACUUCAGCAGAUCAGAUGGUUUGAAGUGCAACUCUGCAAGAAAAGAUGAUAAGCCUGAGAGAAGAAACUGUCUUCCUUGUUAGUGAGCCAUUUUUGCUGCCGAACUGGACUGAUGGCAUUACUAUGGAAACCAUUGUGAGAAGAGCAGGCUUUCCAGCUGGUAUCUCCAUAACUGUGUGGUGCUUUUGGAAGCAGAGCCCAUCUCCAGUCAACUCCAUUCACUUCCACCAGCACAGACACAGACAUGCAUCAUUGGGAAUGAUUUUUCAUCGCGUGUUGGUUGAGACUACAAUUGUGCUUUUCCAAAUUAACUUUGGUCAUAUAUAAGUUUUGAUGACAGAGGUUUCUUUCCUCCCCCCCUUAGCAUAUCUGUGUGGGAGAAAAGGUGAAUGCUGUGUUCCUUCUACACUUCCCAUAAGUUUGUUUUGAGAAGUCACUUGGUAUCUGAGAAUCUACCUAAUAUGAGUUUUGCUUUUCUAGUACUUGAAGUGAUAGCAUAAAUGUUUUAUAAAUGGUUUAGAAUUAUAUUAUUAUUAUUAUUAUUGCAGUUUAAAACCAUUUUGAAGGGAUGGGAACAACAGGCCAAGGCUUUGAUGCUUGUUUGUAAGUCUCAUUGAAAUCUGUGGGUUAUAUUUUUGGGACUAGAGGCCUGCAGCCAAUGUUUUGAAUAGACAAUUGCAACACAUACAGCCUUCCCCACCCCGCUACCUAAUAAAUAGGCUACCAGAGAAUCUCUUCCAUGUCCCCCUCCUCAUGCAUGCUCUUCCUAUUGCCUGUCUAUUUCUCUUACAUGCAUAAGAGAAGCUUAUUGUUUAGCUUCACCCACUUCAUGCCUUGGCCAGGAUGGAAUAGGUGGAGAAGCUACCACCUCUCUUUGCCUUCCUACCCACCUCCCUGAUCCUCAACAUUUGUAGCUGCGUUUGCAAAGAAGUCAUUUAUUGUUUGCUCCAUCAGUGGCCACUUUUGAGAACAGCUGCUGCUAGAGCAUACUGUAAAGAUAAUUUGCAAUUUCUGAGGAAUAAGUGUGUGUGAGUACAUGUGCACGCACGCAGGCACACACACAGCACAGCCUUUUCUCCUCUUCCAAGGCAGGUAAAUGUCCUGAUCCUGUACCAACUGUAAGGAAAUAAGAACCACUAAAAUCAGUGGGACUUACAGGUAAACAUGCAUCGAACUAGUCUGUAACCCAAGUGUCUGUCUCUCUCUCUCUCACACACAAACUCUAUCUUUGGCUCCCUUCUGGAGAGAGAGACACAUGCACAGAUUGUGGUGAGAUUUCACAGCCACAAGAACAAUAUGCUAUAAGGGAGAGAAAUGGUACUUAAAUGAGACUUGGGGUGGGGGUGGGGUUGGUUAAAUUUUGCUUUAUGAUGCAAGAGAGUUAUGGAUUCUGUCUUUUUUAUUUUUAUAAUCCUAUGUCCUCUUAAAUUGAAAAUUGUUGAGAAUAUCUCGAAUGUAAAGGUAGAACUGAAGAAUUGGUUGUAUCUUGAUUAUAGUUUUCAUUUUGCUUUAUCUCCCUGUGUAGUCCCCCCCCCCCCAAUUAAUGAUAUUUUGGAUUAGCAGGGAGUUGAUUUCUUUAUAAGUUCAAAUGGGGGAGAAAUGCAGACUUUACAACUGUAUAUUUUCCCUGCAUUACAAUGUUGAUGUGCUGUAGAGCUUCUCUAGAGAGGAUUCCUUAAACUUUAGUGAAAGAACCCUUUUCAUUUGGAGCUAUUUUUCUUUCUUUACAAAAUUAGAGGACAGAAAGACUGUCCUAUUAUACCUAAUGUGGGGAAAGGGAUACAUUAUCUUACUAGGAUUAUUGUUUAAAUUGGGAAUUAAAAAUUCCUUAAACUUUAGUAGAAGAACCCUUUUCAUUUGAAGCUAUUUUUUCUUUUUCUUUCCAAAAUUAGGGGACAGAAAGACUGUCCUAUUAUACCUAAUAUGGGGAAAGGGAUACAUUAUCUAACUAGGAUUAUUAUUUAAAUUGGGAAUUAAAAAUUGUAGCCAGAAGCCAGGUGCCUCACUUACGUCAUUAAAGAGCAUGACACUAGUUAUUGGUUCUGACACUAGUUGUUAGAACUUAUAGUAUAUACUAAUAAUUAGAAGCACUGAUAACUGAAAGGGUUGAAAGCAGUAAACAAAUCCUCAGGCACCACACAGCUGGUAUUCCUCUACGUUGUAUAUUGUACAAGUAUUGAGUAAGGGUUGCCUCACCUUUUGACAUCUGACCUUUCCAAAGUGCAGUGGGCCUACCACUUUACUUACACUAUCACAGCCUUAUGUGGAGGGGGGAAUAAAUAAAUUAAGAGUGGGGGGAACCUCCCAUUCCGCGCCUCCAUUUUAUUUAUUUUCCACCUACCCAGUGGGUUUUCCUUUCUUACUGGCUUCUGGGAAGGAGGCAUGAGAGCUCUGGAAGUGUCCCAGGACCCCCCUUCCUUUUUUCUUGAUUUAUUUAUUUGCUUUUCUGUUACACAUUCUCCGCUGAUACAUAAACUAAAUACAUAACACAUAAUACUGACCACAUAAACUAAUACAAUCAAAACAAAACAAAUAUAUCCUUUCAUAUACUUCCCUUCCACUUCUUCCAUUGUUUCUUAUCUAAUCGCUUCCAAACCGCAUCUUCUUGUUUCUCUAAACUUUUCAUUCUUCCUCUCUUUACCUCUUGUUAUAACUUACGCUGCUGAAGUGCUCACAUCCUGCUAGGUUAAUUAUCUUGUUAUAAUGAAUUUUCAUAUAUUCUAUAUAUAACUUCCAUUCUUCCUUAAGUUUUUUUUGUCAUCUCUGUUUCUUAUUCUAUUACUCAUAGCCGCUAAUUCCACAUAUUCCAACAAUUUAUGAUACCACUCAUCUUUUGUUGGAACGACAUUCGUUUUCCAUUUUGGUGCCAGUAAAAUCUGAGCAGCAGUGGUGGCAUACAGCAACAGACUCACUUGAUUAUUUGGGACUUCAGAUGUUAUUAUGCCCAGGAGAAACAGCUCUGGGCUUUUAGGGAAAGAUCUUUAAACAUUUGUUUAAGCUUGUUAUAAAUACACUCCCAAUAUUCUUUAAUCACGUUGCAGGACCACCCAGAGGCUGGUGAGGAAGGAAAACCGCUGGGUGUGUGGGUAAAGGGAAAAUAAAUGGAAUAGCAGGCUCCCUCGCUUCCCAUUUAUUUCCUACCCCACCCUACCCCGUGUAAGGUUGUAAGUGGCAGACCCAUCGUACUGGACCAGUUUGUAUAACAAAUUAGAUCCUCCUGUCAGUUUUGAUGUUCAUGACUGUGUACUGGAAUUUAUUUUUGGUUAGUAUUAAUAUACAUGUCACACAGUGAUAUAGGUGAUUUCUGACAAAUAUAGCUGGCAUAUAGUUGGCAUCCAUGAGUUUAUGCAGAGCCCAGUAAUCAGAAGGAGGAAAAGAAAUAUGCUGCAGAGUUUAAAAGCACAGAUGAAUAUCUGAAUCUAGAAAAGCAAGGUUUUCAAGAGUAUAGUUAACUAGUUGCUGCUAAACAGAUUUUGACUUAAAAACAUGACCACUUUUCUAGACCACAAUACUGUCUUGCCAUGUACGUUUUGUUUGGACUCUGUAAAUUAACAAUGCAAUAGGUACUUUACAUCUUUUCAUUUAAAAAAUGAAAAUUGGGUGAUAGUUAAGAAAUGAUUCUGAAAAAGGUUUAACAAAUGUUAACAAAUACUAGAUCCUGAGGCUGCCAUGGUACAAUAUACAGCACUGAUUUUACAAAUGCUGAAUAAAUAAGCAAAUGGGUAACCUCAACUCUACUGGUACAAAUACUAACAGGUACAGCAUAAUAAAUAUGCAAUCUUUUUUGUCUUAGUUUACAGCAACUAACUUAUUCAGUAUUGUGCUGGAAGAUCAUUUUCCAACUAUGUAAAACAUAUCACUAUGUGGGCAACCUUCCAGCCACCCGUUUUAUGCUGCUGUAUAGUACAGAAAAACCAAUGAUGGAACAACGUUUGUCCUGUAAAUUUAAUUUGAUAUUGACAGUUAUUGUCUGUACAAACUAAAACAUAUAUGGUUGAAACUGUUCAUUAUAUUUGCUAUUUCUGCUUCACUGAUCUGUUAAAAAGUUUUGAGCUGAUUGAUCCGGCUGUGUCUUCCAUUGUAAAUAUUGUUACAUCAUUUUUCAUGGUAAAAUGCAGCACAUUUGCAAUUUUGGGAGACUGGCUUGAAGCUCUGUAUAGUGUUUAUAUUUAUCUGAAUUGGCUUUCCAUAGAGCUACUCGCAGUAAAUGUGUUCAUGGUA